Messenger RNA from Alternaria atra, 1566 nucleotides. RefSeq lists its product as uncharacterized. Lineage: Eukaryota; Fungi; Ascomycota; Dothideomycetes; Pleosporales; Pleosporaceae. The coding region runs from base 1 to 1566 and encodes 521 amino acids. The transcript has 2 exons. The record is from RefSeq and is a predicted model, not a curated record.
AUGCCGGGUUUUACAGGAUUGUCACUGGUGAUCUGGGUUUUGGAAUCUGUGCUGUAUAUUUUCGACGCUGAACUCUCGCAGGUCUUUGAUUUUCCAAUCUUCACAUCCGGUGUGACGAACUACUUCUUACCGUGGCUUGGUCUGACGGCGCAACUACCGUACGAGACGGGUUCCAUAUCUGGGAACUUUGAAAGUUUUUGCCUCGCGGUCGGGAGCCCGAUGUUGAGUACUUUCUCUCUUAUGUCGACAGCUCUGAAUGCGCAUUCAACAUCAAUAACAUUCGCGGCCAAAUUCGGUAACGGUAAAACAACAUCACAUUUGAAAGAAGCAACGGAAUCGGCUAGAUACUUCCUUUGCAGCUCUCAGCAGUCUCCCAUCAGAAUAAAUGAGGAUCAGUUCCGACGACUGUUUGAGGAAGAACCAAAUGGGCUAAGCGAUCGAUGGCUACCUCUCGAACAACGUCUCCGCAACACUCGCCGGCAGUACACCUUUUCCCUCUUUGCGCAGACCUUUUUUGCAGUCGUUGCUUGGGUCUUGACCAUCAUUGGAUCGUACGUUACAUCGCUUGGUCAACAUUCUGAAGCUCUUCUGCUCUCCUCUGGCACGCUUUGGACAUGGCUAGUUCCCAUAGUCUUGGGUUGGAUGGCUGGCGAGAUAAUACGUGGAGAAUCUGCCCGACUAAGAGCACUGGAAGCGAGUUCUGGCUUCAUAAACCCGCCAUCGACGAGAGUACAUGAGGCCUUUUGGGGUAAAGUGCAAGGGGAUGAAGCAUGCCAGGGCCCCGCUUACAAUUAUGCACGUAUCUUGACCUAUCCAAAGCUACGACAUAGGAUUGUCGACGCCUUCGUAGCGAAGCGCGAUUCAGUGCAGGCACAGAGAGCUCAAGCAGACCCUUCUGAGCCUGUACAAGGGCCUCGGCGCAACAACACGAACCUGGCCGAAGCCGCCCUACCUCCCAAUCAUGAUAAGCCAUACAUGGAUUGGAAGGAUGUUGUAGCGAGCUCCGACUGGAAGUGGAACUUCAUGACCUCCAACGCUAUCGCCGUGUUUCUUCAGUGGGGUGUCACUGGGUCUGCCAUCGUCAUAUCGUACCUGACGGAAGUGCGCGGUCUCGGCUGUCGCUCUGGGAGUUACCUGUUGUACGGACUUCUUGCUACUUUUGCGCAUGUCCUUCUACUGACAUCAGUCUUUCUGUCGCAUCACGUGAUGCUUUUAUAUCAGAGAGAACGACCAGUCGACGCAACACGUGCAACGUACGAAACUCCCCGCAGUACCCAGAUCAAAUGGGUUGGCAGACUCGCCGUGCUUACGCGUUUCUUCGGUAAAUCCGUUGCUGUUAUCAACGCCAUCUGGAUCAUUUUGAGUUCCAUAUUCGAAUUGAUCGGUUUCUAUGAAAGCUGUUGGUGUACUGGAACCGUCUUGGGGCUGGGUAACAAGGCUUGGGUCGUUCUCUUUGUUAGUGGUGACAAAAUGAGAGAGGAUGCUGAGGCAUCCUGGAUUGGUGGACUUGCUAUGAGCCUGUUCACAAUGAUCUUUACGUACCUUGUUUCGAAAGCGUAUUCCUAG